AUGUCGAAGAAGAAAAACAAGCAAAAGGCAGCGAAUUCCAAUUCCAUUUAUAUACGAUCAUUCAUAUUAUUAUUAUGUGCCUUAGGAAUGGGAUUGUGUGUUUAUACCUUACACGUGGAAAUAUCGAAAGAGAAUGACAAAUCCUACACAGCGUACUGUGAUAUUAGUGAUCUCAUCAGUUGUUCUAGAGUCUUCACAUCCAGGUAUGGUAGAGGAUUUGGGUUAAUAGAUCGAGUGUUAGGGAAAGAUAGUAUAUUGAAUCAACCUAACAGUGUAUUUGGUAUGGCUUUCUAUACAUUCCAGACUAUUCUAGCGUUUAAUUCUGGAUAUGUUGGUAGUGUGGUCCAGCUAGUAGCCUCUAUAAUAUCUAAUAUAGGUUCUGUUUAUUUAGCUUAUAUACUAUAUUUUGUAUUACAAGAUUUCUGUAUUGUAUGUAUUUCUACCUAUGUUGUCAAUUUAUUGUUGUUAUUUGUCUCUAUUGUCAAAUAUAGACGUGCUUUACUUGUCGAAAGCAAGAAAAAGAGAUAG
Molecule: messenger RNA, 528 nt
Organism: Lottia gigantea (owl limpet)
Lineage: Eukaryota; Metazoa; Mollusca; Gastropoda; Lottiidae
Exons: 3
Coding region: 1-528 (175 amino acids)
Biological process (GO): vitamin K metabolic process; peptidyl-glutamic acid carboxylation
Molecular function (GO): vitamin-K-epoxide reductase (warfarin-sensitive) activity
Source: RefSeq, a predicted model, not a curated record